Peromyscus leucopus (white-footed mouse) is the source of this 1913-nucleotide messenger RNA. It is a transcript of the gene Ubac1, whose product is annotated as UBA domain containing 1. The transcript is spliced from 10 exons. The coding region runs from base 279 to 1508 and encodes 409 amino acids. NCBI's taxonomy places the organism in Eukaryota, Metazoa, Chordata, Mammalia, Rodentia, Cricetidae. Gene Ontology annotation, molecular function: protein binding. The record is from RefSeq and is a predicted model, not a curated record.
AAAAACCACAAUUCCCGGCAUACUCACGGGCGCACAUUACGCACUUCCGGCGCGGCUGCGACAGCGCGCCCCCGGCGGCUACUGCGACGGCAGCCGCGGCAGCGAGGGGACAGCUCCGGCCCCUUCAGUGACGGGCGGCUAAGCCGACAGGAGCCGGGGCGGGGCGGCGGCGGCCAGCGAAGGAGCGCGCGGCGGCCCGGCCCCGCCCCUGGUCCUCCCGCCAGCCCCGGUGACCUUCACGGGUUCGGGCGGCGGGCGCAGGCUCGGGCGGCGGCGCGAUGUUCGUGCAGGAGGAAAAGAUCUUCGCCGGCAAGGUGCUUCGGCUGCACAUCUGCUCAGCGGACGGCUCCGAGUGGCUGGAAGAGGCGACUGAGGACACGUCGGUGGAGAAGCUCAAGGAGAGUUGCCUCAAGCACGGUGCUCAUGGGAGCUUAGAAGACCCCAAGAAUGUAACCCACCAUAAGUUAAUACAUGCUGCUUCAGAAAGGGUGCUGAGUGACACCAAAACUAUCUUGGAAGAAAACAUCCAGGACCAAGAUGUCUUGUUAUUGAUAAAAAAGCGUGCUCCUUCUCCACUUCCUAAGAUGGCUGAUGUCUCAGCAGAAGAAAAGAAGAAGCAAGAGCAAAAGGCUCCAGACAAAGAUGCUAUCCUCCGAGCAACAGCCAACCUGCCUGCCUGUAGCACAGACCGGACUGCAGUCCAGACCACCAUGAGAGACUUCCAGACCGAACUCCGCAAGAUCCUGGUGUCUCUCAUUGAGGUGGCACAGAAGCUGUUAGCACUGAAUCCCGACGCCGUGGAAUUGUUUAAGAAGGCAAAUGCUAUGCUGGAUGAAGAUGAGGAUGAGCGAGUGGAUGAGACUGCCCUGCGGCAGCUCACAGAAAUGGGCUUUCCUGAGAGCAGGGCCUCGAAGGCUCUCCGGCUGAACCACAUGUCAGUGCCUCAGGCCAUGGAAUGGUUAAUUGAACACUCGGAAGAUCCAGCGAUUGACACACCUCUUCCAGGCCAUGCCUCCCAGACAGGGGCAGGUGCUGCAGCCCCCACCUCCACCUCCCAUGAAGCUGCUGCGGCGGGAACCAGUGCUGGAGAAGAGGAGGCCCGAGAUGAGCUCACAGAAAUCUUCAAGAAGAUCCGCAGGAAAAGGGAAUUCCGAGCCGAUGCUCGGGCUGUCAUUUCGCUAAUGGAGAUGGGCUUUGAUGAGAAGGAAGUGAUGGAUGCACUCCGAGUGAACAACAACCAGCAGAAUGCCGCUUGUGAAUGGCUGCUAGGGGACCGGAAGCCAUCCCCUGAGGAGUUGGACCAGGGCAUCGAUCCCAAUAGCCCUCUCUUUCAAGCCAUCCUGGACAACCCAGUGGUGCAGCUGGGGUUGACAAACCCUAAGACAUUGCUAGCGUUUGAAGACAUGCUGGAGAACCCACUUAACAGCACACAGUGGAUGAACGACCCGGAGACAGGCCCUGUCAUGCUGCAGAUCUCUAGAAUCUUCCAGACACUGAAUCGCACGUAGGUGGUGCCUACUGUGCUCCUUGGUGUGCGGCCUCAGCAGCCUCCGAGGCAGUGGGCACAGGGCCCAGCUGGAAUCUUGCCUAGAUCACAGCUGCGGUGACUCUCCUUCCCUGACCUUACUGCUUCUCAGCAUCUGCCACGUGUUUGAAAGCUGCGGUCCCAGCUUCUGACAGGUGUUUACAGGAAGUGGCUGUCCGCUGGGAAGAGGACCGACUGCUGCCCCACCCUCCAGAUGCUCUGCUGGGCUCCUGAAGUGCUACUUGAAUUGACCCUUAGCUGUCUGCUUGUGGAGCCCACUGUAUUUUAAAGAAGGCAUGUUCUGAUCCAAAGUGUUAUGUCAAGUGUGCUAAUUUAACCAGAGUGACUCACAGAUGACUUUAAUAAAUAAACCCUUUUCCUAUUUUCA